Messenger RNA from Perognathus longimembris pacificus (Pacific pocket mouse), 2774 nucleotides. RefSeq names its product progesterone receptor (gene Pgr). Gene Ontology annotation, biological process: regulation of DNA-templated transcription; steroid hormone receptor signaling pathway. The record is from RefSeq and is a predicted model, not a curated record. Gene Ontology annotation, molecular function: zinc ion binding; steroid binding; sequence-specific DNA binding. Lineage: Eukaryota; Metazoa; Chordata; Mammalia; Rodentia; Heteromyidae. The transcript is spliced from 8 exons. The coding region runs from base 1 to 2508 and encodes 835 amino acids. Gene Ontology annotation, cellular component: nucleus.
AUGACGGAGCCCAAGCCGAAGGACGCCCGCGCUCCUUGCGCGGCGGGCGGCGCGCUGGUCCCCGCGGAGGUCGGGGCGCCGCUGCUAGGCGGCGGGGACCGCGUCGCCUUCGCGGGGCCGCAGCCGUCGGACGCCUCCCUGGACGGGCUGCUCUUCCCCGCGCCCUGCCCGGGCCGGGGCCCCGCGGACGGGAAGCUGCCGGACGCGGGCGCGGACGCGGCGGCCCCGGAGAAGGACGGCCGGCUGCUGGACAGCGUGCUCGACUCGCUGCUGGAGCCGCCCGGCGCGCGCGCCAGCCCGCCCGCCUGCGCCGCCUGGUGCCUGUUCGGCCCCGGGGGCGCCGAGCUCCCCGACGACCCCCGCGGCGCGGCCACCAAGGGGGCCCCGGCGCUGCUCCCCAGCCGGCCCGAGGCCAGGGCGGGCGCCGCCGGCAAGGUGCCUCCCCGGGGCCCCGCCCCUUCCGCGCGGGCGCUGCUGCUGCCCGCGCCCGGGACCCCGCCGUGGCCCGGGGCGCCCCCCAAGCUGCCCGCCGCCGCCGCCGCCGCCCAGGGGGACGACGUGGACUCGGAGCCCGACGGCCCCGCGGGGCUGCUGCCCAGGGCCCGCGCCCUGGCGCCCCGGGGCCCCGCGGCGGAGCCGGACGCGUCUCCUGGGCGCGGGCCUCCGGGCUCCGCGGUGCUCGACCUGGUCCCGGUGCCGCUGCCGGUGCUGCCGCUGGGCCACGCGCUGCUGGCGGCGCGCACGCGGCAGCUGCUGGAGGGGGAGGCGCUGGACGGCGGCCCCGGCGGCGACUUCCCCGCCUGCGCCUACCCGCCCGACGCCGACCCCAAGGACGACGCCUUCCCGGGCUUCGGCGACUUCCAGGCCGCGGCGCUGAAGAUCAAGGAGGAGGAGGAGGGCGGCGCGGACGCGGCCGUGCGCUCCCCGCGCCCGUUCCCCGCGCCCGGGGCCUCCCCCGCCGCCUUCGCGGACUUGGCGCCGCCGCCGCCGCGCGCGCCCUCCUGCCGGCCCGGGGACGGAGCGGCGCCCGGCCCCGCCAACGCCGCCUCGCUGUCGCCCGCGCCCGCCCUGGAGUGCAUCCUCUACAAGCCGCCCGGCGCCGCCGCCCCGCCGGGCCCCUUCGCGCCCGCGCCCGGCAAGCCCGCGGGGCCCGGCGUCGGGGCCGGGGUCGCCGCCUGCCUGCUGCCCCGGGACGGCCUGGCCGCCCCCUCCGUGGCCGCCGCGCCCGCGCCCGCGCUCUACCCGCCACUCGGCCUCAACGGCCUCCCCCAGCUCGGCUACCAGGCCGCGGUGCUCAAGGACGGCCUGCCGCAGGUCUACCCGCCCUACCUCAACUACCUGAGGACGGAGGCCGAGGCCGGGCCCAGCCCGCAGUUCAGCCUGGAGUCCUUCCCUCAGAAGAUCUGCCUCAUCUGCGGGGACGAGGCGUCCGGCUGCCACUACGGGGUCCUCACCUGCGGCAGUUGCAAGGUGUUCUUCAAGAGGGCCAUGGAAGGGCAACAUAACUACUUAUGCGCUGGACGGAACGACUGCAUCGUGGAUAAGAUCCGCAGGAAAAACUGCCCCGCGUGUCGCCUUCGGAAGUGCUGCCAGGCUGGCAUGGUGCUGGGAGGUCGAAAGUUCAAGAAGUUCAACAAGGUCCGGGUGGUACGAGCCCUGGAUGGAGUGGCGCUCCCUCCGUCUGUGGGCCUCCCGAGCGAAGGCUCCGCCCUGGGCCAGAGAAUCACCUUCUCCCCGAGCCAGGAGAUCCAGCUGGUGCCGUCCCUCAUCAACCUGCUCAUGAGCAUCGAGCCCGACGUGAUCUACGCGGGACAUGACAACACGAAGCCGGACACCUCCAGCUCCCUGCUGACCAGCUUGAACCACCUCGGCGAGAGGCAGCUCCUGUCUGUGGUCAAGUGGUCCAAGUCCCUGCCAGGCUUCCGGAACUUGCACAUUGACGACCAGAUCACGCUGAUCCAGUACUCGUGGAUGAGCCUCAUGGUGUUCGGGCUGGGCUGGAGGUCCUACAAGCACGUCAGCGGCCAGAUGCUCUACUUCGCGCCCGACCUGAUCCUCAACGAGCAGCGGAUGAAGGAGUCGUCGUUCUACUCCCUGUGCCUCACCAUGUGGCAGAUCCCCCAGGAGUUCGUCAAGCUGCAGGUCAGCCACGAGGAGUUCCUGUGCAUGAAAGUGCUGCUGCUGCUGAACACGAUUCCUUUGGAAGGCCUGAGGAGCCAGAGCCAGUUUGAGGAGAUGAGGUCCAGCUACAUCCGGGAGCUGAUCAAGGCCAUCGGCUUGAGGCAGAAAGGUGUCGUGCCCAGCUCGCAGCGCUUCUACCAGCUCACGAAACUCCUGGAUAACUUGCACGAUCUAGUGAAGCAGCUGCACCUGUACUGCCUCAACACCUUCAUCCAGUCCCGGACCCUGGCUGUGGAGUUUCCGGAAAUGAUGUCGGAAGUCAUUGCUGCCCAGUUACCCAAGAUCCUGGCGGGCAUGGUGAAGCCCCUCCUCUUCCACAAAAAGUGAGCGCCACGCUCUCCCUCUCCAGGAAAAACAGCGAAAGCUUUGCGGACUGUCCUUCUGCUUCGGUGAGGGUGCGGGUGGUCUCGAGUUUUUAUAAUAUCCUUCGGAAAGCCUUACAUUUACAACAUAUCAUAUUGUGUACAUUUAGGAGAAAAAAAUGUGAGAUUCGAAUUUUCUUUUGUAAAGCAUAGUUUGAAUUUUUCAAGUGUACUUGUGUACCUAUAUUUUCUUUUAGAGUUUACAAGAUUGAAAAAGUACUAAAAUCGAUG